AUGGAUGAAAUUAUCAAAAGAGUGCGCAGGGGAAUAGGCUACAGAAUGGGUAACAGGGAAAUUCAAAUUCUCUGCUACGAAGAUGAUGCAGUGAUUAUGGCCGAAAGUGAAGAUGACCUUCAGAGACUCCUGCAUGUUUUCAAUACCACGGCAAAAAAAAUCAUGCUGAUCUCGGUCGAGAUAACCAAGUGUAUGUCUAGGGAACCUUUAAGAGGCAAACUGGAGGUAGAUGGUAAGGUUAUCAAGCAUGAGUCAUCAUUUGGAUACCUGAGUCAAGUCGCUAGGGCCAAUAAAGUGGCAGGAUGUUUGAACAACACGAUCUGGAAGAACAGAAAUCUCCGAAUGGAAACAAAGACCCCUAUUUACAAGACGACCAUCAGGCCAAUCAUGAUAUACACCGCGGAGACGAGACCAGAUACAUUCAAAACUAGACGACUCUUGGAGACUACAGAAAUGCGAGUUCUAAGACGGAUAACAGGCAAAACAAUGAGAGAUAGAGAACGGAGUGAAAACAUCAGAAGAGAAUGUAAGACGAAAAAUAUUAACGAGUCGGUGAAAGGAAGGAAAAUGGAAUGGAACCGGCACAUUGGACGAAUGACAGAGGACAGAUUGGUGAGAAUUGCAAGAGAUAUGUCACCAAGUGGGAGGCGAAGUGUUGGCCGUCCUAGAAAGAGAUGGAGUGAUGACAUCGACCUGAGAUGA
Messenger RNA from Coccinella septempunctata (seven-spotted ladybird), 702 nucleotides. RefSeq lists its product as uncharacterized. The transcript is spliced from 2 exons. The record is from RefSeq and is a predicted model, not a curated record. Bases 1 to 702 code for a protein of 233 amino acids. NCBI's taxonomy places the organism in Eukaryota, Metazoa, Arthropoda, Insecta, Coleoptera, Coccinellidae.